Molecule: messenger RNA, 549 nt
Organism: Vigna umbellata (rice bean)
Lineage: Eukaryota; Viridiplantae; Streptophyta; Magnoliopsida; Fabales; Fabaceae
Source: RefSeq, a predicted model, not a curated record
UUUACAACCCACAAAUGUCUGUGUUGAAGACAUCACAGUUCCUCUUUCAACCGUGGAAGCGAAGGCAAAAAUACCUACUCAAUAUCUUUGCAUCAUCUCUUUCGCUUCACUCUCACUGAUCAAAUCUUUCUCUAUAAAGAGAAGUAAAACACCAGCAGAUUCAGACCAACCACUCCACACAAACAGACACCUUUUCUUUAACUCCUUACAUUCUACUUUACCUUCUGCUUCGAUCAAGCAUAAUCUUUGCAGGUAGAUUGAAUGUUGUGAACAAUGGGUUCAUUCAAGCCCUUAUGCAAUGUUUCUCUGCUCCAAUUGUUCAUAGUGCUUUGCCUUGUCUUCCCAUGCUUUGCUACUGACCUGAGAACAACUCUAGUAGUAGAUGCUUCUGAUGCAACUGGAAGGCCAAUACCAGACACACUUUUUGGUAUAUUCUUUGAGGAGAUCAAUCAUGCUGGAGCUGGGGGAUUAUGGGCUGAGCUUGUCAGCAACAGAGGAUUUGAAGCUGGGGGCCCUAACAUUCCUUCUAAUAUNUCUUCUCUUACCUAA